CGGUCGCCAUCACACCUUCCAUUUUAUCGUGACGCCUUCAUGCUUCAUUUUAACUUUUCGAAAAAAAGUUUAUUUCUUUUGAAAAUUAUCCGGUUUUUUGUGAAUCUUUCGAAAUAUUGAACGCAAUUAUAAAAAACCAGCUAUAUCUCCGAUACUUUAAUUAAAUUAACGAUGGCUUACAACACCCGAAGAAGUGGCGGCGGCGGCGAGCCCAUAAAUACAGUUGGUGCACGUCGGAAUCCUCCCCUCACCAACAAUUUCAUACCUGGCGGCCAGGUGUCGAUGGGCAAUGGCUAGAUAGAGCCUGGGUAGUGGUACUGUUAUAGGCACCUCGUUGUUUAGCGUUCCUCCAGCAAAAAUUACAGCCCCGAGCCGUGCUAGCUUUGCUGCAUAUGUUUCGGUGCGAAUCGAUGCAUAUGCGCAAGAGUCUCAGAAAAGCCUGUAAUCUUUGGUGGUUGAACAAGACUGUGUACCUUGGCGCUUUGUUUCAAAAUUUGUUUGAUAGGAAACUAUCAAGGCAUCAAACAAAUCUUGCAAAAAGACAAUUCCGGUCAAGGUAUUCUUGACUUGAAAUCUUUAUCUGCACAUCGCAGCUAAAGAUGCACCUAUACCGGUGCGCACAACCAAGAAGGUUUUAUUUAACGAAAAUUAAACCUGCUCUAUAGCUAGCGCCCCAGAACAGGCCUCCGCAGCCCAGAAUGCAGCCGCCACCCAAUCAGAAUAACGCCAAUUUCAGGCCGCAACAGAGGAUGCCAGUGCCCCCUCAAGGACAAAAGCAAAUGCCUCCCAAUGACCCGCCACAGAAGAUGCCGCAGCAAAUACCGGGGUUAGAUAUACCACUGAAAGUGGAAGGAGCAAUGCAGUCUGAUGCUGCCAAUGAAACGGGAAAGCAGAAACCUCUGUGGCUAAAGACAGCGGCCAAUAAAAUUACGAGAAAAGAGCGCCAGCGGCGCCGAAACAUCCGUCUCAGUCGAAUGAUUCAGCCGAAAAAUGCCGUCAUGAUCUUGAAUGAACUCGUCAAAAGUGCAACAUAUACUGUAACAGACGUGCCUCAACCCCCUGAGAUGAACCAGUACACGGCAACAGUUCUGGUCGAUGGAGUAACCCAUAUCGGUCAUGGCCGUAGCAAAAUGGAAGCCAAAAGCAUGGCGGCUGAAAACGCCCUUAAAUACAUUGUGAAGAAUCGCCAGUUCUCCGCUUUAUCAAAAGACGUAGAGGGGGACGAUAAAAUGGAAAUGGGUGAGGAUGGAACGCCGACUCUUCCAUGGCAACACGUCGCAUCCUUUGCUUUGUAUAAGUUGCUCAAUGCGUGGGGCGAAGAUCCCAAUCAGACGAGAGGGGACGCGGGACCGGGACAGAUUCCGCAAAAUAGACCUUCGCGAAAAAUGCCCGAAAAUGCAGCGCAUAUGAACCCGCUAAUGCUUCUGAAUCAGAUGAUGCCGCAUGCGCAGUUUGAGGAACUGGGGAGGACCGGGAAUCCCCCGAAUGUCAUUUUCACGUUCAAAUGUACGGUCGGUGGACAGUCGUUCAAUGGAACAGGUCCCAAUAAGAAGUCUGCGAAGAAAAUGGCUGCUUUCGCAGUGUGUCAUAAGAUGUUAGGUAUCCAAUACCCGCAAGAAGUAUACACUCCUUCAAAUUAAUUAAAUUGAAGAAUUUUUCUCAAAUUUUUGCAUUCUGAAGUGUAACCUGAUGUAUUCAUUGUAUUGCUUCUAGAUUUGGCUAAGUGCAAAUAAAGUGCGUUUCUUGAGUAAA
Molecule: messenger RNA, 1752 nt
Organism: Tribolium castaneum (red flour beetle)
Lineage: Eukaryota; Metazoa; Arthropoda; Insecta; Coleoptera; Tenebrionidae
Product: double-stranded RNA-specific editase Adar
Exons: 8
Coding region: 699-1640 (313 amino acids)
Biological process (GO): siRNA processing; regulation of regulatory ncRNA processing
Cellular component (GO): nucleus; RISC complex; cytoplasm
Molecular function (GO): siRNA binding; double-stranded RNA binding
Source: RefSeq, a predicted model, not a curated record